Molecule: messenger RNA, 921 nt
Organism: Guillardia theta CCMP2712
Lineage: Eukaryota; Cryptophyceae; Pyrenomonadales; Geminigeraceae
Exons: 4
Coding region: 72-893 (273 amino acids)
Source: RefSeq, a predicted model, not a curated record
GUACCCGCAAGGGAUGACUCAGCGAUCGACAUCGAUGGUCAUGCAGUGAAGGCGCAUGCGGGAGGCUCGCGAUGGUGUACAAGAAGAAGCGAGGUCUGUCACCCGACGAAGCUGCCAACGUCAUACAGCGAAGCUUUCGAAGUUUCAUUAAUGUGCGUAUCUAUCAGUACUAUCGAAGCCUCAUCAACUUCCGCAACCGGGGGGACCCUUCCUUGCUCCUCAAAAGCAUCAACCCGUCUGAGGCAGCCCUCGUGCAGGACAGAGCAUCUGGUGCUGUGGUCAGGUUCCGGCUGGGGGGGAGCGUGUUCCCCCCAGUGGUCUACUACAAGAUCUUCGUCAGGGCUCCAGUUACAGACCUGGGUUCAUUCGCCCCUCGCGACUACACGGCAGGCAGGCCGAACCAAUUCUACCUGCUGCAGCGGCACAAUGACGCGUUGAUGGACGACAGCCGGCAAGAGACGAUGAAGGAUGUGACGGCUCAGGUCGAUCGAGGAGGCUGGUACAAGAGGUUUGAGAACAACGGCUGGCGUCCCAUCGCCAACAAGCUCCUGUUCAACGUCGAUCCGGUCACGGCAAGGACGGCCGACCAAAAAAAACCUGACUUCCACCACUCCUGCACAACGAGAAAGCACCUGGCUCAUGCCAAGCGCCUCAAGAAGAAGAAGGAAUGGAUGUCGAGGAUGUACAGGCCGAAGGGAGAAAGUCACAAUGCGAAAGGGGAGGAGGAGGGAGAGAAUGAAGAAGAGGAGGAAGGGGUCGAGGACGAGGAUGAUCUGCGUGAGGAUUUUGACAUGGUGACUUGGGCCCAUUCGUUGGACUACGAAGACUACAUGGAAAACUGGACUUCGCUGGCAACCAGUCUGACUGUGCAUGAUAUGAGACAAGAGUUAUGAUGUCGUACUUUAAACCACAUGAUGGAUC